Messenger RNA from Marasmius oreades (fairy-ring Marasmius), 1209 nucleotides. RefSeq lists its product as uncharacterized. The record is from RefSeq and is a predicted model, not a curated record. The transcript is spliced from 3 exons. The coding region runs from base 168 to 761 and encodes 197 amino acids. NCBI's taxonomy places the organism in Eukaryota, Fungi, Basidiomycota, Agaricomycetes, Agaricales, Marasmiaceae.
GAAGGACCUACAUACCACCAGCCCACGCUACCCAAUCGUCUUCAACGACGACCACGACGUGCUUGGCUGCGUCAACGGUGUCCUCGUCGCCCUCAACGGCCUUUGUCGACCUCGAUUACUCCUUAUUCGAGCUUCCCUCCUUCGGCCUUAACUUUCAGUCCGUCAUUAUGCUGCUUCCUUGCAGUUCCAGUGUGGACAUCCAAAUGAUAGGGUUUCCCUCUCGAUUACCCUCUUCAUGUUCCAUCCUUCUCUACUUCCUCGCUGGAUUGUUCCUCUUCCUUGCUGUUCGUUUUGUUAUACAUCGGAAUUCUGCCGCUACCGUCGUUGCAACGUCUUCAGGUGAUAAGGAGAAACGGACAGCAGAAGCAAUUCGAGUCGAGCAGAAAGCAUCUUCAUGGCGUCUUUUUACUUGGGAAAGUCUACCCGUUAGCCUUCCAAUAACUCUGACCACCCCUCCAAAUCCCACUAUAAUUGGCAGAGGUGUGGGAGUAAAAUCGGUCACCUCACUCAUUGCCUCGCCCCCGCCGCCGCGGUUGCCAACAUCCAAUCAUACCCGGUCGCAAAAAGAGCAGGCGAUGUCUUUUCACAGAAGAGGUCCUACGUUCGAGCAGCCCUUACCUGCAAUUUACCAAUCGCAAGAACCUUUAUCAAUGGCAAAACUGAUCAUGUCACGGCAUACAUUACGCCGUCCCAGUCCCAAGUCUCUCAAACGCUCUUCUUCUGCACCUCCGACACCCAGUAGACCUCACACAAUGGUCUGAUUGGAUCUUCGAUAUUGCUUAAAUAAAUUGUUCUCGCCGCCCAGGUAGCGAAUGAAAUCUAAAGGAAACCCAUACGUUAGUCACGCCUAUCUUACGCCUACGAUCUAACACGAAUGUACGGCUACUGACUAUAUCCGCCGACCCUGACCUCCUAUCAUCCGCCUUUUCUUACGUACUCGUUGCGAGAUUUUGGUACCCGUCCUUUUGCAAAUCCUGCAGCAGUCGUAACACCGGAGCGACUCGACCAGCAUUUCCAAACAAUCAAAUCUUCGACUUUGUUUCCUUCCCCCAGACACUUUUUGAUUAUUAUUAUUGUUAUUAUGGAGAUGGAUGGGAGGACCUCUGAUGGAAACUAAGUAGUACCUUUUCAUGGAUAUUAUUUUAUUACUUUCCGUGAUCGCAUACAUAUUUCUUGUACUUGCGGAAAUAAAAAAAGUGUCAAAUGUCC